Messenger RNA from Chrysoperla carnea, 508 nucleotides. It is a transcript of the gene Mpc1, whose product is annotated as mitochondrial pyruvate carrier 1. Gene Ontology annotation, cellular component: mitochondrial inner membrane. The record is from RefSeq and is a predicted model, not a curated record. Gene Ontology annotation, biological process: pyruvate import into mitochondria. The coding region runs from base 101 to 442 and encodes 113 amino acids. The transcript has 3 exons. NCBI's taxonomy places the organism in Eukaryota, Metazoa, Arthropoda, Insecta, Neuroptera, Chrysopidae.
AAUUAAAAAAUUAAAUUAAAAGUCACCUUAAAGUUUAGAAGUUCAUAACCAUUCAUAACUUAAAGAAAUUUUUGAAUAAACUAACAAAACUAUAUUAAAAAUGGCAGCAUUCGGCAAAAAACUAUUCGAACAAUUAAAAAGCAAAGAGUUUCGACAAUAUUUAAUGAGCACACAUUUCUGGGGUCCAGUUGCAAAUUGGGGUAUUCCAAUAGCCGCUUUAGCAGACAUUAAAAAGGAUCCUAAAAUGAUUAGUGGUAAAAUGACUACAGCUUUAUGUAUUUACUCAGCUAUAUUUAUGCGUUUCGCAUGGAAAGUUCAACCACAAAACAUGCUAUUAUUUGCCUGCCACUUUACUAAUGAAGGUGCUCAAUUAACUCAACUGUCCAGAUUUAUAAAUUACUAUUACUUAACAGGAGAGAAACCACAAGAACAACAAAUUUAACGAAAAUUUUUUAGUAAAUUUUAGUUCAAUUAUAUCAAUAAUUAUGUGCCCAUCCCAUUUUAUUGU